CAAAGGAUCAGCGAAGGUGGAGCAAUGGGGCAGGCCUUGCGCCGUGUCACGGGGAAGGUGGGGAGCUCAAGGACGCCUCCGUCUUUGGUCAAGGGCGUAGAGCCGGUGGCGCCGGUGAGACGCCAGGAGCCGACACCCCCCGUUGCCGGCGGGUCUGAUGCAGGUGAGCUCCGAGAGGGUAUUUCAAGGCCUGGUGAUGAUGUUGUGCUUGAAGAGAGAGAUCCUGAUUAUGAUGCCAUGCUUUGUAAAAUGGUUGGAAGAAUCACAACAAAACCUGGUGGAAAACCUGAAAUGGGUGAGGCUUUCAUUGUAGAGAAAUACAACAGACCGAUGCCAAAGCUCCGCACAUCAAAAGCAGAAGCUGAUGGGCAAAAGCCAAUACCUCCGGGAACCCUAACUGCCGUCCAAGUCCAGGAAAUCAUUCUUUUAUAUCAGGGCAAGUCCAGUGAGCACCAAGGGAAAAUGCAAGUUGAUGAGAUAGCAAAAAAAUUCAGUAUCGAUGCCAUUCAAGUGCAGAGAAUAGUCCAGUUCAUCUCGUUGCUUCCGGAAGACCUUAACAGCAAAAAUAACAAAACCUAAACACGGAUAGACAUUUUGUAAUGUAAGAGCAUUCAAUAAAGAGCUGAAAAUUUUGUGUUGUAUUUUUGCAACCUGUUUAUCAAUUGUAAUCAAACCUCACCCUUUCCUGACAAAAAAGAUGAAUACUUUCACCAUACAUGUCAUUGUUUGCCUAAUCUUCA
Dioscorea cayenensis subsp. rotundata (Guinea yam) is the source of this 740-nucleotide messenger RNA. RefSeq lists its product as uncharacterized. NCBI's taxonomy places the organism in Eukaryota, Viridiplantae, Streptophyta, Magnoliopsida, Dioscoreales, Dioscoreaceae. Bases 25 to 579 code for a protein of 184 amino acids. The transcript has 3 exons. The record is from RefSeq and is a predicted model, not a curated record.